Poecilia latipinna (sailfin molly) is the source of this 2835-nucleotide messenger RNA. Its product is annotated as RNA polymerase II elongation factor ELL-like. Lineage: Eukaryota; Metazoa; Chordata; Actinopteri; Cyprinodontiformes; Poeciliidae. Gene Ontology annotation, biological process: snRNA transcription by RNA polymerase II; positive regulation of transcription elongation by RNA polymerase II; transcription elongation by RNA polymerase II. The record is from RefSeq and is a predicted model, not a curated record. The transcript has 12 exons. Bases 183 to 2066 code for a protein of 627 amino acids. Gene Ontology annotation, cellular component: transcription elongation factor complex. Gene Ontology annotation, molecular function: cis-regulatory region sequence-specific DNA binding.
CUCGACCAAUAGGAUCCGCUUUGAGUUCAGCCGUAAUAGCGCGCCGCGGAGCAGCAGCAGAAGCCUCACAGCUCCGUGGAGGUCUUUCUUUGGAUCUGACUGGCCAAUGUUUGCCCAUUUAUAUCUCGUCGGGCUGCUUUGGUUCGGAAUAAUUCUGACCGGGACGGGAGGAUUGUGGCGCGAUGUCGGCUCUGAGGGAGAAGCAGUGUUACGGACUGUCCAGCGGUAAACUAGACCUCGGCGGCAACGUCUCUGUUUUCCACGUAAAACUCACUGACAGCGCGGCAAGAGCCAUUGGUACCUUUCAAAACGGCAAGAGCUGGUCUUCCCGUCCUACCAUCACCUUCAGUGGAAAUCAAGGGAGAAUCGCCGUACCUUGCUCAGAAAAUGGAAAUGAAGCGAGGAUCUUCACCUUCGGAGUGACUAACGUCGCUCGAAACAGUCCGCACGGAAGCUUCGACUGCGUCAAGCAGCACGACGCGGGUGCUGCCGAGGAGCUGACAUGUCUCGGAGUGAUUCAGAAGAAGAUGACAGUCAACGCCACAGAUGACUCGUAUGAUAAGGCUCGCCAGAGCAUGACCCAGGCCGAGGAGGAGACGCGCAGCAGAGGGGCCAUCGUCAUCAAGAACGGCGCACGCUACCAGGGCAAGAAGGUGACGGUGCGAGCUCCGGCUCCGGCGCUGGCCAAGCUGACCAAGCCCAAGCACUCGUCUCACUCCCUCCUCAACAACAUCAAGAAGGGGGCCAGCCUGCCAAGGCAGAGGAAGGGUCCCUGUCCAGUGAGUAGGAAAAGUGUCGGUGACGUUGGGGAGCGGCCCCUCAGGGAGAGAGUGAUGCACCUGCUGGCUCUGAGGCCGUACAAGAGGCCCGAGCUGAUCCUGAGGCUGCAGAAAGACGGGAUGGCAGACGGAGACAAGGACGUGCUGGACGCCGUGAUGAUGGAGGUGGGACAGCUCAGUAACAGAGACGGCACGUUCGUCCUGAAGGACGGCCUGUACAAGGAGCUGCAGAAGGACUGGCCAGGCUACACCUCAGGGGACCAGCAGCUGCUUAAACGGAUCCUCGUCAGGAGACUUUUCCAGCCACAGCAGAACCUCCUCACUGUCCCCGAGGCCCAGGUCAGCCCUCUUCGAGAGACCCCCAACUCAUCACCCGCACACCGCCCAAAACACUCCCUCCUCGAUGAAUACGCCGAUCCUCUGGCCAGCAAGAAGCCCAGAAUAUCUCACCUGACGAGCAAAUCACCAAGCGAGAAUUUCAGACUGAGGUCUUCUAAACAGGAGGCUCAGAAAGGCGCCGAAGCUGCAGCAGCAGAGGACGGGCGAAAUAACUCGCUUGACCCCAAAAGACUUUUUGACUCGCUAUCAGCAGUUUGUCAGCAGGAAGCAGAAGUGGCUAAAAGACUGGAGCAGACGGAUGCUCGUCAAGAGGAACCUAGAGACCCAGAGGAGCAACAGAAACCCAAGUCGGAUCGCCCCCCUCCGCCUCUGAUGGUGCCCGACCUGAGCAGACACACGGUCAAAAAGAAGAAGAGCAAACACAAGCGCAAAGAUCAUAAGGAGAAAGAAGAAUGGAGAGACAAGAAGCAUAGGAGAAAAGACAAAGAUUGCAGUUCAGAUUAUUCAAAUAACGAUGCUCCUUUGCAACGCACAGAGACGAGUAAGCUAAUGUUUGACUCCAACGUACCUCAAGUUGACACUGACUCAGCAGACUAUUUAUCGAAGUACACGGCCAUUUCCAGCCACAGCCAGAGACAGAGCUAUAAGCUGGACUUCAAUAAGGAGUACAGCGAGUACAGAGACUUGCACGCUCGCAUCGACAGCGUCACGCAGCAGUUCAUGGACCUGGACACUCAGCUCAAGCAACUUCACCACGAGUCGCAUAAAUACAAAACGGUUCGGAAUAAAAUCCUACAAGAGUACCGGAAAAUUAAAAAAUCCAAUCCCAACUACAAUCAGGACAAAGUUCGCUGUGAAUAUCUACACAACAAGCUGGCCCACAUCAAGAAGCUCAUAUCAGACUUCGAUCAGCAGCAGAUCACAGUGGAUCACUCCGGCCCCAAAUGAAGCUCCCGGCUGGGGAGGGUACGAGGAGAAACGUCCCGAGGCUGCUGAGCUCAGCGCCAUCAACCUGCAGCCGACGUGGCUGGAGCAACCUGCUGUAAACAUCAAGCAGUGUUCAGACUAAAGAAAAGUGGCUUAUUUUCUUAGAAAGCGAGGAGCUCUGCACCGACGUGGUGCAGACACGAGAAGUCGCUGCAGUUCUGUUCAGGCGGUUCAAACUGGAAACGGGCGAUGAGAUGAGCUGCUGACCCUGAAAGCAUUUAGCAGGUCCUCAUCUCUCGUUACACUUUGGUUGUGAAGGAUGGCUUGUAUGUUCUGGUUGCCAGGUUGGUGUUCAAGUUUUAACCUGAGAAAACUGCAUGCUGUACAUAUCCAGAAAGUCCGCAUGAUUUGUCAGGUGAGGGUUAUUUUUUUCUCUUAGUGACGGCAGCUAGGACAAUACAAAGGCCUGACCUUCAGUGUUAUUUAAGCUGGCUGAGCUCUUCAUCUGUGUUAGCUGUUCAUCAGUUUGGAUAAAAUCAUUUAAAAAUUCACUUCUACCCAGGACUCAUUGCUCAUCAACUGCGUAAUCAGGGAAUGUACUCUUGACAUUCGCUGCAAGUGUAAAUUACAAAUGGUUGAAACUAAUGUACAGAGCCGUCCAUACUGUAAGCUGAGAUGACUUAAAACACUGAAAUGUGAAAAUAAUGCAUGUUGUGUACUUUACAGACCGCAUGAUGAGUAAAACUAAAGGUAUUGUCAAGGUUUCUAAUAAAUAAUUUUGUAUAGAUUC